GCGCAGAUAUUACAAAACAAUCGUCAAAAUUUUACAUCUUACAACAACAAAAAUUGUAGUUCCUCAAUUACUUUACCAAGAUGAAUAUCGUGAACUUUUUGUGAAUCAUUUGGUCUCAUAAAUUAGAGGUUAUAAAACACCUCUGCAUGUUACCGGAAGUUUUGACGAAUUAGUUAUGGUCGGGCCGAAAAUAAAUAAAGAAGAGACGUGGUUUAUAGAAACAUUAUCAAACCCUAAAAUCACAUUGUGGUACCUUGCAUCUAGUGUCAGCCUUUCAUCUCUACAAUAGCUGUAUUGUGCCACGUCUUCCGUCACACACACAUAGCUGCCCAACCUCCAACCAUAUGUCCGCGGGCACCAAGCAUUUGUGGUCUUGACCUUGGAUGCAAUUCGUCUCAGCAUAAACACAGGAAUUCUUGACACCUAAUUAAAUGACUUCGAAAAUCAGUCAGCAACGAGUCACCGUCGAGAGAGGGAGAGCAACAGUUAACGCGAUGAGUACAGCAAUUGUUUUCAAUGACAGCUCAAUAGACGCGCAUCAGGAAUUUAAAAAGUCUAGCAGGAGCGAGCUCUCGUACGCACGUCUGGAAGGAGAUGACGCCCGGAAACUGGACCGGAUGUUCAACAGGCAAAUGUGCCUUAUCGAGGUGAACCCGGGACGUUUGUUGUUGCCACCGAAGUACGAGGAGCUGGGAGACCGUAUCCGGGCAAUGGAGGUUCGCACCAGCGACGUGUGGGUCAUCUCGUACCCCAGAACAGGUAGCACGUGGGUUCAGGAAAUGGUGUGGUGCAUUGGAAAUGACCUGGAUUUUGAGAAAGCAAAGACUCUUCAGCAGUUCAGGACUCCACUACUAGAGCUGACAGCGCUGAUGGCUCACGAUGACGGGGAGUGGAUGGACGAACUUGGGAACUCCGUAGAUCUAGUAGAAAGCAUGCAGUCACCUAGAUUCAUCAAAAGCCACCUAAUCUGGGAGUUGCUUCCGGUUGAAAUUGACACAGUAAAGCCAAAGGUGGUGUAUAUAGCAAGGAAUCCUAAGGACAUGUGCGUGUCCUAUUAUCAUUACUGCAAAUUGGUUCAUAAUAUGAAGGGUUCAUUUGAAGACUUCUGUGAGCUGUUCCUGAAGGGUCGAGUACCACUU
Molecule: messenger RNA, 1139 nt
Organism: Zootermopsis nevadensis
Lineage: Eukaryota; Metazoa; Arthropoda; Insecta; Blattodea; Termopsidae
Source: RefSeq, a predicted model, not a curated record